Molecule: messenger RNA, 8082 nt
Organism: Helicoverpa zea (corn earworm)
Lineage: Eukaryota; Metazoa; Arthropoda; Insecta; Lepidoptera; Noctuidae
Gene: Gug
Product: arginine-glutamic acid dipeptide repeats protein
Exons: 1
Coding region: 385-5892 (1835 amino acids)
Cellular component (GO): nucleus
Molecular function (GO): transcription corepressor activity
Source: RefSeq, a predicted model, not a curated record
UAUGGUGAGCCAAAGAAAGGCGAAGCUAAACAAAAGGCUAGCAUGUAGAUAGCAUUUCCUAAAAUAACAGUAAAAUUUGCGUAAAUACUGACUUGAAACACUUAUUUUUAUGAUAUAACAAAGUGAAGUAACAAUUUAUAUUACGAGUGUAUCUUAUAAGUUCAUAAAAUGAAGCACAAUGCAUCGUGUAAUGGUGGCCAUUAAAAGUAAUAAUUAUGUAUAUUGGCAUACUUACUGCUUUACGGACCAGCAAAUAAACAUUUAAAGAGUUACACAGACUGGUUUAUCAUAAGUUCUAACUGGACAACAUGUAAACCCAAGUGAUAUUUGUGAUAUGUGAGCAAGGAAAAGUGCCCAGUGUAAAUAGACCAUUUGGCACGAACCAUGGCCCAGAAUCAGGGGGAGGUUCAAGUGGGGACACCGAACCAACCCGUAAAGGAGAAAGAUAUUUACGCCUGUUUGCCUGAUAUGCGGACGAACGGGCCGCUUGGACCCGACGAACCGUGUUCAGGUGGCGAAGAGCUCCGGUGGCUGCCCGCACAGGCCACAGACCGUGAUCUGGUUAUGUACUUGAGAGCUGCGCGCUCCAUGGCAGCAUUCGCUGGUAUGUGUGACGGGGGCUCCCCCGACGACGGCUGCGUUGCCGCCAGUCGCGACGAUACCACUAUCAACGCUUUGGAUGUCCUUCAUGACUCUAACUAUGACCCUGGCAGAGCUCUCCAAGCUCUUGUGAAAUGUCCAGUUCCCAAAGGAAUUGAAAAGAAGUGGACGGAAGAAGAGACUAAAAGAUUUGUCAAAGGAAUACGGCAGUUUGGUAAGAAUUUCUUUAAAAUAAGAAAGGACUUAUUGCCUCAUAAAGACACUGCAGAGUUAGUUGAGUUCUAUUAUCUGUGGAAAAAGACUCCUGGUGCUAGUAGCAAUAGACCACAUAGGAGACGACGACAGGCAUCCCUGAGACGUGUUCGUAAUACACGGAAUUCCCGUGCUGGUACUCCCAAAGAGCAGACUCCAGAAGCUACGCCUGCAGUGCCUGACACUAAUGGUUCAAGACCCUCACCUAAUCCUAAAGAAGCAGGUGAGAUGAGUUCAGUUACAGAAGAUGAGAAUUCUGAAGAAGAUAGUGAUUCCAGAGAUGCUGGGGAUCUAGCCAAAGUGGACAAUGUUAGACCAGAAAACCCAGAUGAUUCACCAAGUCGAAUGAGAACCCGCAAUAAAUCUAAAGAGCAAAAUACACCAACUACACCUAAUGGAAAGAAGGGCCAAGAUGAAAGUGAUACCGAUUCCAAGCCUCCUAAACCUAAACCUGCUAAACCAAAUGUACAAAGUACAAAUACUAACAACAAUGUACCUGACAAGGUGUUAUCUUCUCCGGUCAGUAAAGACAUAAAGAAAAAGGUUGUGGCAAAUGGCAAAGUAGAUGUGUCAAAAGUUAAGAAACGUCUCCCAGAUGACACCAAGCCAGAAAUUUUGGAUGGUGAUGUUCAAAUGAAAAAGAAAAAGCCUGUGGAACCACCUGAUAGUCCCGCAGAAAGUCUCACUAAUGACAGUUUUCCUGCUAUGGAUGAAACAGAAACUCCUGAGCCAGAGCCAGAAGCUUGUGACUUCAGUUUUAACAAGACUGAUAAGGAAAACACUGAACAAAAUAAGGAACCAGAGCCUGAAUCGCUUACUAAAGCCACUGAACCUCAAAUUAAAAUGGAAGGUAAUCCUCAACCUGUUAUUAAAACUGAGAAAGAUCCAUUACCUCCAACUUUCCAGAUGGCUACAGACAAAGAUGAAAGGAGUGCUCUUGAUCUGAAAACAGAUCCUAACACAAACACAAAUAAAAUGUCUGAGGAUAUGGAGCCAAGACCUCUUGUUAUGCAAAAUCCAAUGUUUCCUAAAACUGAACUCAUUAUACCUAAAGUUACACCCAUGUGUACAGAUCCCAUUGAGAAGAUUAAAAUCAAAGAGGAAAUAGAUACAGAUGAGACAUUAAAUCUACAAAAAGAGGAUUUCCCAAAAGAUCCAUUGUCACACAAUUUCCCAGGACAUCCUGUGAAUCAGUCCAACAAACCUCUCAAUUUGGAAAAUACCAACUUCUUUGUGAAAGACAGUCACAUAUACAAUCCAAAAAUAGGCCACAGUAUAAAAAUAGAAAAUGUGCCUAAUAACAUAUUCAAUCCUUUAAAUAUUACAAAAGACAGUUCAAUUAUAAGAAGUGCAAAAGACUUUUCUUCUGGUAUGCCACCAUUCUCUUAUCCACCAAAUAUGAACUUUUCUAAUGAUCCUUCCAAACAUAAUCCUCAUAUGAAUCCACUUAAAACAGUGAUAAAAUUGGAACCGAGAGAUGAAGCUAGUGAAAUGAAAAAUCAAAAUACACCUGAAAUCUUCACUGCAACAAUUUCAUCAGGCAACAAAGUUGAUUCUCCGAAUGCUCCUCGCUUGGAUUCACUACAGAGGAUGAGUCCACCACCUACUAACCCACGUGGGUCAUCACCACCUCCAAUGGAACAUCCUACAACACUUAAUACAGAGCCUAUUUCGCCAGCAAACUCUCAAGAGAAUAAAGAAUCUGAUGUUGAUGAUAAACAACCAACUGACUUAAAGACUCAGCCAAUGCCUAAGUUGGAUGCCCAGAAUAGAGACCUGAGGCCACCCUCAUUUUCGCACCCAGUGAGACCAGAAAAUCUUGGAAUAAGAUCUACAGAAGCUUCUAUAACACCAGUUUCUGUCCAGAACAUGCCACCACCACUUAGCCAGCCUUCAAUUGCAGGCCUGCUACCACCCGGACCAUUAAUAUCCGUUGGAAAUGGAGCAAAUGUUGGACCUUAUGGGUUUAUGCCUACAGCAUUGUAUGGUCAUACAAGUCAUCCUGGUCAUCCCGGGCAUCCAGGACUUGAUAAGCCAGGCUCAAUGCCUCCUCUUAUGCAACAACAUCCACAACCACACAAUUUACAAGGAAGUAAUCUUAUACAAUCUUCUUCCAAUCAAAACGAUCCAUCAAUGCCACAAGAUCUGAAAAUCAAGCAAGAAGUGCCUGACAAUGUACCAGCCAACUUAUCUACUCAGCAAGUAGAUCCACUUCAAUCACUCAAAGAAGUCAAAGUGCCAGGAUAUCCUAUUGGAAGUGCUAUAGCACAACAUUUGAAUACUGAGAGGGACAGGGAAUCAAUAUCUAGUGUUGAAAAUAAUAGUAGACCACCAAGUCAACCUACUAAUGAGAAUUCCAAUAUGUCUAGUGCUUUCCUCGGCCCAAGAAUAGAAAGUAUAAAGAAAGAACCAGAAUUCUUACACCAACCACACCUACCACCAACUUCUACAAGUCAAAGCAGUGGAUCAGAAUCUUCUAAUCAUGUAACACCAGUGAAGAGUCCACAUACGCCAACGCCCAUUAAAAGUCAACCAGGUCACAAUGGAACACCAAUGCACAUUGCUCACUCGUCCUCUACCACAUCGCCGUUUUCAAGGCACCUGACGAGUCCUUCGCAACCGAGACAAAUCUCAGCGUCGCCAGUUCAACCAAAUACUCCGGUGUCACAUUCGGCGCUCAACUUGAUGAAUCCAACACCAUUAUCAAUACCAGCGACUAUACCUGGCCCCGUAAUGCAUUCUGGUCAACAGCCACAUCCGUUUGCAUCGCCGCUACAUCACCCACAUUUACUUCAUCCUUCUAUCUUCCAAUUGUCUGCAGCAGCGGCCCACGCUAUGCAUCCGUACUACCCGCAUCCACACCCGGGGUAUACAAUGCCUUAUCCAUAUCCGUAUGGACCUCUUCCUCAACCACAUCCUAUACCGCCGAUGCACCCUGCGGUAAGCACGGCCGGACGCCAUGACCCAGUGAAACCAUCAACUAUUGAGUCCACGACGAUGCUCAGCUCGCAUCAUAGUCACAGCACUAGUUCUUCAGUCACAACAAGAUCUCUUCGAGAAAUUUCUGAAAGCUCAGAAGAUCCAAGAAAUCCCAACGCGACAACUGAAAGACAUCAAUUGCACGAGACAACGAUGACUCAUCAUCAUUCGACUAGCCAUCAUAGCGCUGUACACACUAGUACAGAGAAGCAGCCAAGUCAUGUUGGUGGAGGAACGAACCACACGCUAUCUAUAUCUCAUUCGACUUCAAGCAGUUCGUCUCAAUCGAUCCAGCAUAAAAUCAAUACGCAACAAAAGAGCAGUUCACACUCGAACUCGCCGCAUCACUUGUCGGCCAGCGUGUCUCAGACAACUAGUUCGUCGUCUAGCGUGAACGUUACGAACAAUCACAACCACACGCAUCAUCACUCACAUCACUUAGCACAUCAUCCUGAGAGACUUUCUCCAGCUGACUCAAUGUUGAUGCGUCAUCACCCGAAAAUGCUUCCUGGCAAUCCAAAUCAUCUGAUGAUACAACCGCCAUCGAUGGGUCACCCUAUGGGACUUGGCUUACCUCCAGGGCCCGGACCUAGUUCUAUUGAAAGCCUUCGUCUGCACGCGCAAGCCGCUGCUGGGCUCCAAGCAUCACACCCAAGACCCGGCUCGCCGCACCAGCUACCUCACGGUCAUCCGCACUUGCGCGGCCCUCCGCGGCCCAUGCCGGAUGAGAAUCCAGAGCUAAAACUAGAAACUCAAUCACAACCAGAGGAGGAAGAAAUCCCGAGCCCUGCGCACAUACCGCAUGGACCUAGUCCCGAACCCAAGAUUGAAGAUACCGAAUGUCACAGAUCACAAUCGGCUAUUUUCCUCAGGCAUUGGAAUCGCGGUGAUUAUAAUUCGUGUACAAGAACAGAUCUCAUCUUUAAACCGGUGCCAGAAUCAAAACUGGCACGCAAACGAGAAGAACGCCUUAGGAAGCAAGCUGAACGAGACAGAGAAGAAAGAGAAAAAAUUGCUCAGCAAGCACAUAGAAAGAUAGCAACCCCAGAGAAACCAGAGACAAAGCCACCGUCAAGAGGUGCCAUUGAAACAAUUUCAUCUCCAUACGAUCGAUUCCCCCGGCCGCCUGGGUACCCUGACACGCCUGCACUGCGUCAAUUAUCAGAGUAUGCUCGACCCCAUGCUGGCUUUAGUCCAGGAAAUCUUCCGCGCCAUUGUAUGGACCCUAUGCUCCAAUACCAACUAAGUUCAAUGUAUGGUGCUGCUGGCGCGCGCGAGCGUCUCGAACUAGAACACCUCGAACGUGAGAAACGAGACCGAGAAAUUCGAGAACUGCGUGAACGUGAGCUUAACGACAGACUGAAAGAGGAACUGCUUAAAAACAAUGUAGGGCCACGAGCACUGGACCCGCACUGGCUGGAGAUGCACCGGCGGUACGGGAUGGCGCCACCUCCGCCUCAGGGCGCGAUCCCCGUUCAAUUCGGACUGUACCCGCCGGGGCACGGGCCAGCCGCGCUCUCUCAACUCGAGCGUGAGCGGCUCGAACGUCUCGGCAUCCCACCGGCAGGAGGACAGCAACAGUCCGUGCCGACGACCAUGUCGCAGCAGCAUCACCCGCACCACCCGCACCCGGGCGUGGCGGCCGCGCAGCUCGAGGCGGCGGAGCGGCUGGCGCUCGCCGCCGACCCUAUGGUGCGGCUGCAGAUGGCGGGCAUCAACCCGGAGUACCACGCGCACACGCAUGCGCACACACACGCGCACUCGCACACACACCUGCACCUGCACCCGGGGCAGCAGGCGGCGGCGCAGGCGCAGCAGGAGGCGGCGCUGGCGCUGGGCCCGUACCGCGGCCUGCCGCACCCCGACCUGCUGGGGCGGCCGUACGCGGAGCAGCUGGCGCAGCAGGCGGCGGCGCACGAGCAGCUGCAGCGCCAGCUGCUGCUGGAGCGCGAGCGCGGCUUCCUGCACCCGGCGCACCACGAGGACUUCCUGCGCCAGCAGCGCGAGCGCGAGCUCAAGGUGCGCGCGCUGGAGGAGGCGGCGCGUGCUAGCCGCCCCUAAUGCCUGCGCCGCGCACUACAGAACCCACUAACUUUCCAAGUGUUCACGCGCCGCCCGAAUUAGGGCCGAGCGGUAUUUUCAUGUGUGACGAUACCUGUAAUUUAUAUUUAUGAUAGGGCCGUACCUUAAGUAUUUAAGUUUUUAUAAUAUUUUUAUAGUUGCAUGGUCGUGUAGUACGCUUAUUUUCCAUGCUCAAAUUUAUUUCUUACCUACUAGUCAUAACUAAAAUUUUAUUUGUGAAUGAAAUAAAGAGUCACACGUUUUUACGUAGGCUAUUUAGAUUAAAUUAUUGUUUAUUUUAAAAUAACAAAGGCCUCGAUAGCUACUAGUGUAGCCUGAUCGCCUACUCGACUACAUACAAAGGAACUGUGUCACAUUACGUUGCUGACGGAAGCCGCAUUUGUUCUACACCAGUAGCUUUCGAAUGAAAUCAUAAUGCAAAUAAAUAAGGGUGCUGGUUAGCAUUCAUGUGAAUGGACCACAUGAUUACAGUAAUUAUGUUCAAUGUAAACUACAUUGCUUUUUUAUGUUCAUAACAUGACAUAAUAAUAUAUAACUAUAAAUAAGUGUUUAUUUAAGUAUGAGACAGAGUAGGGACUGUGUGGACUUGCCUUUCUAAUCAACUUGCCUUUUACGUACUGUCCCGUAGUGACUUUCUCGCUCUGUGUAAUCCUAAGGAACUCCUAUUUCACUUAAAUUAUUUACAUUUUUAAUAGAAAUAUAUAUUUUCAAAUAGUACCUAUCUAGCUCUCAAUGAAACGUUCGUGAGUAUAGAGUGAUAAUGUAGACCAUUCAAUUAGACAUGAGAGGCAAUCGUUUGUGGAACUAAUUACACUCACAUAUCAAUUAUAAGAUUGAAGUAUCGCCGUGAGAAAAUUGUUACUAAUUGAUAUGUUGCCUUCAAAUGUUGAUAUUGGCCGAAUGCAAUAAUUCUAUAUUAGCAAUGAAAGGUGAUUAUGGCCUUGGUGUUGUAUAAGAUCGUUUUGUACAGAUUGUGAUGGAAUAUUUUAUUGAAUGCAAUUUUGUUCUUUUAUGUUCGCUGUUGUAUGGGAUCCGUUCUCAGUUAUGACUGCUAAUAAUACGGUACGGACAUAAUGCGCGCGUUUUGUGUAAUGAGCGAAAAUAACCAACCGCGGUCCGCACCAUUAUUACGCACAAAGCCAUGUUUAUUACAUUUAUUUAUCCCAGUUACUUACUGAUAUCCAAUUUAACUUAAUGUCUAUUUGAACAUAAAUCGCAAUUAAUAUUUUUAUUUCGUUUUCAAACAUUAAAGAGUACAAUCAAUCAAGAAAUAAAUGUGUUUGGGUUUUUUUCUAUGAAUUCCGUUUUUAUUUGCAUAAUUUAGAGUGGUAUUAGCAGUCAUAAUGGUUGAGAAUAGAAAGCCACAAAAAACUGCAAAUUCAAUAAUUUGAACUCACAGUCAGUGAGUACUCUGUGUAAUUAGGCAACACUUGUGUCCCCUGACAUUAUGCUGAUGUGUAAUUUUCUUUCUCAAUCUCUCUUUCCCAUUCGUAAGUCGAGAGAAAGUAGGUUGACAUGUCAUCUUAUUGCCUGGGACAAGUCGGAGAGCCGACAACUUUAAAUUGUUGACUGAAACUCACAAAACUCCCUUCAUUUCGUAGACAAUACCCAAAAUUAUAAAGCUAACACAAAAUGUACUUUACGUCUACGAAAUAAAGGUAAUUUUGUACCCUAACAAAGUGUUUAUAUUGUUUAAAGAUAUAUCGAUAGUAGAUUAACACUAACACAAAAAUUAUGUACUUAUAUUGAAAUUAUUUUGAUCUUGACUCUAUUCUGUGUAAUAAUAAUACUAAUGAGUGGUUAAAAUAUUCUUGUAAAUUUUAAGAGUUGUAAUUAACGCCCGUUGUACACAUUCAGUAACUCUGCACUAAAUGUAAUAUAAAUUCCCUUUGUAAGAAAUAGGCGCUGUUAGAAACAAUUUUAAAGUUAUAUUGAGUAUCUAGAUUAACUUUCACAGUGUCGCUUCGUAGGUGUUAUGUUGGUAAUGCCAUAGUUACUUUCUGAUAUCUAAAGAGAAAAUGAGUAUUAUUUUUAGAGACAAAUUAUAUCUUAAUUAAUUAAGAGGUUGCGUGUCGGUUUAAAACUUCAUUUAUUUAGACAAUAAGGUUAAAUGGAUGUCUUAGUGCUUUUGUGUAAAUUUUUUUGAAUAAUAUAUGUGAAAAAAUUCAA